AUGGGCAUAACAUGUAGUAGGAAUGGUAAUUCCUUCGUUCUUCGAAUAGUACCUCAUCUGACAGACUCCGCAGUACAUGUAGAAGACGAAAUGAUCGUUGUGUUGAUCGGAACCCCAAACUCUGGGAAAAUCUCGGUGAGACUCGAUAGUGCUCCAGCGAAGUCGACGGUUCUAGCUAUUGCACAGUUCAGUACGCAUGCUCCGCGGGCAGGUCGGUUACGCCAGGCUGCAAAUAGCCGGAUGAGGGUCACGACCACCAAGGUCGAUGUGCGGGGCAACAGUGUUAUCCUUCUUGACACUCCCGAUCUCGGAUCCCUCGUGAACGGCCGAGAGGUGGUUGUGCGUGACAUUCUCAAUCUAGUGAGCAAGUCGUUGCGAAAAUCGAGCUAUCACAGACGCAAUGCUCUUACUGGCAUACUUUAUUUCCAAAACAUAGAUGGUGGACAAGCCGUGCCGCCCGAUAUCGAAUGCUUUAGCGAGAUUUGCGAGUCAAGUGACCUCUACUCGUCUGUGAUCCUGGUUGCCACUGGCGAGCAGUUGGGGGAGGUUAGCGCUGGAGGGGAUGCAGGAAAUCAGGGGACCAGAAUAUUUCCCUACCUGGAUAUCAGAGAGUCAGCGGAGGAAGGCGAUAAUGCUGUACGGGCCAGAAAUCGCGCCUCGAUCACAGACCCUACCGUCCUGCUAGCCUUUCACGCAAUAUACCUAAGAAGGGGAGGAGAUAAACCUACGCUCGUUUUUGGGGAACGCAACUCACCUGUACCAUUGUCCCGGGGCGCCCGCCACCAAAACGGGCCCUCCACCAGCUGGAGGUCGGAGGGCGAAAUUGUUAUAGAUCUCAACCUCAAUAUGGUCAUAUUUGAAAAAUCUGAGUGA
Messenger RNA from Pisolithus orientalis, 873 nucleotides. RefSeq lists its product as uncharacterized. The transcript is spliced from 7 exons. NCBI's taxonomy places the organism in Eukaryota, Fungi, Basidiomycota, Agaricomycetes, Boletales, Pisolithaceae. The record is from RefSeq and is a predicted model, not a curated record. Bases 1 to 873 code for a protein of 290 amino acids.